AUGGCCUGCCGCAUCCUGGAUCUGCACAGUGUCCCAUAUGGCAGCCGGGAUGUUCUGUCCGACCCUGACCUCCGGGAAGGCAUCAAGCAAUUCACACACUGGCCCACCAUUCCUCAGAUCUUUGUCAAGGGCGAGUUCAUCGGCGGCAGCGACAUCCUGUACCAGAUGCAUCAGAGUGGGGAGCUGGAGACCCAGCUGAAGGAGGCUGCAGGUGUAUCGCCAGCAUCCUGA
Molecule: messenger RNA, 231 nt
Organism: Auxenochlorella protothecoides
Lineage: Eukaryota; Viridiplantae; Chlorophyta; Trebouxiophyceae; Chlorellales; Chlorellaceae
Product: Monothiol glutaredoxin-S15, mitochondrial
Exons: 2
Coding region: 1-231 (76 amino acids)
Source: RefSeq, a predicted model, not a curated record